This is a messenger RNA of Cuscuta europaea, 2109 nucleotides long. The record is from the annotation of a GenBank genome assembly. Lineage: Eukaryota; Viridiplantae; Streptophyta; Magnoliopsida; Solanales; Convolvulaceae.
ACUAAAAAAGGAAAAACCAACACACACCAUGUCAUAUCAUUAUUAAACUCACUCACUCUCCUUUCUUUUGCUGACUUGCUCUCAAGUCUCGUUGUCUUCGUCCCAGUUUUCGGAUCUCCAUGCCCAUCUGUCCCCCCUCUCCACUGGCCGUAUGCAAAUUCUCUCCCUGGGUUCUUCAAAUUUCAGCGUCUUAAAUAGAGAGGGUUCUAGGCGGAUUGAGGGUGGGCGCAUUUCUUUGUGAAUUUUGAAUGCUAGUCCACUGUUCGGAUUCAUAAAUCAUAAAUUACUUUAGGUGAGAGUCUUAUAUUCUGUUUUUUCCUUUUUCUUUAUAAUUUGUUCCAGUUUCCGAAUCUCGAUCCUCUUCCGAUUUCUUUUUUCUUGUUCGUAGAUAUCUUUGAAUCUGUUAAAGUACAUAAUUUGUGGUGCGGUUGGAAUCUCGAUUCUCACACAAUCUUUAAUGAGAAGUAAUAAAAAUCCGAGCUUUAGUUUUUCUUGAUCAAGGAAGAGAGUGGAGUUCAUUAUUGGGUCGUGAUAAACCUAUUCAGUACUCUAACGUAAUUGCUUGUAAACUCAUUUGCCUUCAUUUGCAUUCUAGAAGGGUGAAAAGUGAGGAGUAAGAAUGUCAAGCGACAGAUGCAGCCAUUGGUGCUAUAGCUGCAGACAGCCAAUAAACCUUACAAGACAAAAUGUGACUUGCCCUAACUGCGAUGGAGGGUUUGUGCAAGAUCUUGAUGAAGUGACGGCCACUGAAACUGAAUAUGAUGGUGAGGAUAACUACCACCAACGGCAGUCGAGGUUCAUGGAAGCCAUCUCCAGCUUCUUGAGGCGGCAAAUGUCAUCAUCAAGACCAGAUAGGCGGCAGCCUGAGCCGAGUAACCCUUCUUGGAACCCAUUGCUGAUUUUCAGCGGCGAGGUGCCAGCUGGAGGCAAUAGCGGUGGAGGAGGAGGGGUGACAGAGUUUCUGAACGAGGCUCUCGGAUUCAGAAGAGAACAUGGAGGAGGCGAUUAUUUCAUUGGUCCUGGCGUGGAAGAGUUCUUUGAUGAUAUCAUCAGCAGCAAUAACAACCGAUCUGUCCCUCAAGCGGCUUCAAGAUCUUCAAUUGAGUCCCUUCCUAAGGUCAAUAUAUCAAGAAAGCAUGUCCGGUCUGAUCUUCAUUGCCCAGUCUGUAAAGAUAAGUUCGAAAUGGGGACCGAAGUAAGAAAACUCCCUUGCGAUCAUUUAUAUCACUCGGAUUGUAUCAUUCCGUGGCUCCAACAACGUAAUUCCUGCCCGGUUUGUCGCCGGGAGAUGGAACCAGAGAGAUUGGGUGAUCACUGUGAUGACCAUAGUGACACCCGGAGUCAAAUCAGAACCAACUCAAUGAGACUUUUUGAGAGGAGAAGGGAGAGGGGGAGGAGAAUGUGGUCUUUCUUGUGGCCCUUCAGGUCUUCGCGUUCUGGUUCACGCCGCCGUGGUGGAGUUCCUGAAACCAACAUAGAGGCCACCAACCUGCAGUAUAGUCAUCAUCACCAUCAUGUUAGUGAGUACUCUAGCUGGCCAUUUGAAUAGAAGAUUAGAAGUUAAUCCUCGGUUUAGUCCAUGUGACUAUCCACUGUUAAUCAAUUUGGUCUCCCUAUAUGGAAUUUUAUUAUAAUGUAUUUGGUUCGAAAUAAAAGAAUAUUUUGUCAAUUCACUAUAUUUGGUGUCUUCAAUCAUCUACAUUGGAUCAGUAGCGGAUGAAGAUACCAUCCAAAAUGACAGUAAAAUUUAGCCAAGGGCUAAAUUAGGCCUCUAUUGUAGUCAAGAACCAAAUUAAGUUAUUUGAGUCUAAAAAGAAAGUUGAGGACAAGACUGAGUAAAUGAGUAAUAUACUCUGUAUUAAAAUAUAUAGUCAAGGGACUAAACUGGUAUUAACUCUUUUAAUAAUUAGCAAGGCUAGUUGGUGGUGGGCAUGGAGCAUUCUUGGACAUAAUAUAUAUUUUUGUUAUGUUGUGAUAAUAAUUGGUGUGUACCUCCCUGUCCAAAUUCUAGUGUUCCCACCUUCCAUGUUGUUUCUUUUUUUGCCUUUCAUUUAUCAAAUGAAUAUGUUAUCUUUGGUUGUUUAGUAAGGGCUUGUUUGUUUUAGGGUU